CGUAAGCCUUAUAUCUAGAUGAAAGGACUUACUAAUACACAAAAAGAAAGAAUUUUAUCAUAAUGACUUCACAGGUAAUUGAUUAACAUAUUUUUUAAUGUUCUUUUUUUUAGCUUGCAUGGAUGCAUAAGGGAUUUUUUCUCACAAAUAUUUAAGCUCUUAACAGACCUUUUCAUUCUUGAAGAAAAAAGUGUGCAGACACUUUGUCACAAUGGCACUUGAUACUGAGUUUGGUGUGAAGAGCAGCAGCAUCAUCAGAGAAUGGAGUGGACAGCUCCAUCCUGCUCUGGUUGCCUCGUUUGUUUUCCUCUUCUGUCUGGAAGCCUGUCUGUGGGUCAGAAACCUCAGGCUCAAGAGAAGACUCCCAGGACCCUUCGCCUGGCCUGUGGUGGGCAAUGCCAUGCAACUGGGCCAGAUGCCGCACAUCACCUUCAUCAAACUUGCCAAAAAAUAUGGCAACGUGUACCAGAUAAGACUGGGCUGCAGCGACAUUGUGGUUUUGAAUGGAGACCGGGCAAUUCAUCAGGCUCUAAUACAGCACAGUGCAGAGUUUGCAGGGAGACCAAACUUUGUCUCUUUCCAGAUGAUUUCUGGAGGCAGGAGCCUGACAUUUACUAAUUACGGCAAACAGUGGAUAGCACACAAGAAAAUCGCUCAGUCCAGCCUCAGAGCCUUUUCCUCUGCAAACAGUCAGACCAAAAAAACCUUUGAGCAGCACGUUAUGGCCGAGGCCACAGAGCUGGUGCAAGUAUUUUUGAGACAGAGCUCUAAUGGACAGUAUUUUCACCCAGCUUAUGAGUUUACAGUAGCUGCUGCUAAUAUUAUGUGUGCCCUCUGCUUUGGGAGGCGAUACGGACAUGAUGACCUAGAGUUCAGGACCUUGCUACAGAGAUUGGAGAAGUUUGGAGAGACAGUAGGGGCAGGUAGCUUGGUAGAUGUCAUGCCCUGGCUUCAGUCCUUCCCUAACCCUGUUCGCAGUAUCUAUGAGGACUUCAAAAGCCUCAACAAGGAGUUUUUCACUUUUGUGAAAGAUAAAGUGGUGCAGCACAGAGAGUCCUUCAACCCUGAAGUGACCCGGGACAUGAGUGAUGCCAUCAUCAAUGUAAUUGAACAUGGAGAAGACAGCAGACUGACCAAGGAAUUUGUUGAAGCUACUGUCACAGAUCUGAUUGGAGCAGGACAAGACACAAUGUCAACUGCCAUGCAGUGGAUUGUCCUUCUCCUGGUCAAAUACCCCGACAUUCAAGCCAAACUGCAGCAGCUCAUAGACAAAGUAGUGGGCAGAGACAGACUGCCCUCAACUGAGGACAGAAGUAACUUGGCUUUCCUGGAUGCCUUUAUCUAUGAGACCAUGCGCUUCACCAGCUUUGUCCCAGUCACCAUCCCGCACUCCACCACCUCAGAUGUCACUAUUGAGAGUCUCCACAUCCCCAAGGACACAGUGGUCUUCAUCAAUCAGUGGUCUGUCAACCACGACCCUCUGAAGUGGAAGGACCCACACGUCUUUGACCCCACACGAUUCCUGGAUGAAAAUGGGGCCCUGAAUAAAGACAAAACCAACAGUGUGAUGAUUUUUUCAUCAGGUAAAAGGCGGUGCAUUGGUGACCAGAUUGCCAAAGUGCAGGUGUUUUUAUUCACAGCGAUCCUCCUACACCAGUGCAGCUUUGAAAGCGACCCCUCUGAGAUUCUCACUCUUGACAGCUCCUACGGGCUCACGCUAAAGCCCCUCCGAUACAGUGUGAGCACCAAGCUCAGGGGAAAGCAGCUUGGCUUAGUUUCCCCUGCAUGAACAGCAUGCCCCCACAUAAUGUGACUCCCGCAAACAGUUUACCACCAAUGACACUUAACAGUGAGUAUCUAUGUACCUGCACUAAAUGGUUUUGUUGUGUUUCAUAUAUUUAAAAGGAAUAUUUAAGUCAUAUCUUACCAUGGUCUGUGUUGAAUUUGUUGUUGUGCAGGAUUUAGAAAAUAAUUUCAAAGGUGUCCGCUGCAAAUAAAUUUAAACUUGUGGACUUUAGGGAUGCGUUGAAAGUAUUACAUUUAUUCACAAAAUGUUAUACUUGAUCAGAUUUUGUAUAUAAGUCCAGGUUGUGUGCGUGUUUUACUUUCACUAAUUCAGCAUGAAGAUAUGUGUGCAAAACACAGCUACACUUAAGCUAUUAUAACUAUAUAUGAACUACUUGUGAAUGUUGAGUCACUUGAUGGCUUAUUGUUCUCAUUUAUUAUGUGUAAAAAAAUAUAUUUUAACUUUGCCAUGUAAUUCAUAUUUCAGGUAUGGAAAAACGAUAUUUAAGUUUAAUCACUAUCUACUGUACUCAGUGCAUAAUAAAAUAUUAAAUAAAGCAUUUGAUCAAAAGAAAAGAAAAAUUAGCAUGACUAAGAUGGGCAGCAAGAAAGAAUAUGUCGUCAUGGAGCAACCCUCACUUUUGAAAGGAUAAGGAUGAGACAUCACCGUGGAGCAUGAAAAACUGUGUGCAUCCAAGAUUCAUUUAAACUGUACAAGCACUGCAACUACCCCCAUGCCAAACACAUCUCACCAGUACAACAAAACACAUGUGCAGCACGUUCCUCUCACUUAAAAGGCACUCUCAAAGCCAUGUUUGUUUACAGUACCUUUUGCAACGCUUACAUGGAUGUCAGUGCACUCUCAUUAAGCCUCUAUGUUCAGGAAUUAAUGUUAUAAUACUCAAGAGAUGUGUUUUUCAGUCUGUGUCAAGGCAAAAAAUGUAAACUCAGAAGGUCUUGAAUGUUAAAGCAUUCAAUCUGUGAUGUCUGCUUUCACAUUCAAGGCCCACUGAGGCUUUGUACCAUGGAAAUAUAAGCUGUAUUUGAAAUGAAUAAAGUUAAUUAUGAA
This is a messenger RNA of Melanotaenia boesemani (Boeseman's rainbowfish), 2854 nucleotides long. RefSeq names its product cytochrome P450 1B1-like. The record is from RefSeq and is a predicted model, not a curated record. Gene Ontology annotation, biological process: progesterone metabolic process; hormone biosynthetic process. The transcript has a single exon. NCBI's taxonomy places the organism in Eukaryota, Metazoa, Chordata, Actinopteri, Atheriniformes, Melanotaeniidae. The coding region runs from base 212 to 1789 and encodes 525 amino acids. Gene Ontology annotation, molecular function: heme binding; iron ion binding; steroid 17-alpha-monooxygenase activity.